AUGACAGAUUAACAAUUACAAGGUCAGAAUAACAUAUAAGAGCAAUAGGAACUUUCAGAAUAGUCGAGUGAUGAGGAAUUAGAUGUGUUUCAUUAUUAGGAAGAAAAGUAGUUAUUUAUCAAUGAAUACAAGAGAGAAAUAUCCGAUGCUCAAUAGGUUAUUGGAAAAUGUGAUAAGUUAAUUGUUAGUUAACCUAUUGACAUUGUAUGCCUUAUAUGGAGAUGAUAUCAGAAUAAUAUGUUUCGAUAAACGAGCAGACAGUACUUUUGAUGGCAUAACAAUAUUUUGCAUAGUAAAAUAUUAGAAAUAAUAAAAAUAUAGAUUAUAUUUUCUACUGAAAUUGUUAUCACAUCAAUAGUACGAUAGGGUUAUUUUAAUUCAUUUUUUUUUUGGCUUGAUAUAAUUUCUACAGUUUCGCAGAUUCUCGAUAUUACCUUAUUUAAUAUGGCCGUAGGUUUAGAGUAAAUAAUAUAUUAAAAAGUAGAGGUUCAGUAUCAGCCAAAACAGGAUCUGAUUUAUCCUAAGCAAAUAAAGCUUCAAAAACAAGUUCUAAAGCAGUUCGAGUUGUUAGACUAGUGAGGUUGAUUAGAAUUGUGAAACUGUAUAAAGCAGCGAAUUAUUAGAAAGAAGGCGAUUUUCAAAAAACUCUCACCAAGAAACUUUCUACUGUACUUAUGAAAAAUCCAAAUCAUACAUAGAUUCAUCCUUUAUAAAAUGGAGAUGGUGAUACUCCUCUCUAAAAUCAAUCCAGAGAGAUUCCUCACUUUACUACAAUGAAUGGACAGACAGUUUAAUCUAAAGAUUAACUAAAUAAUAUGACAAGUGUGAUUGAGGGUUUUGAUCAAGGGAACAGUUAUGAAUAGCGACGUAGUUUAAAAUAGAUUUUACCUGAAAAUUAUUACUUUCAAUAGCAAUAACAGAACGACGAUGCAGCAGGAAAAAUGCAGGAAAAAGAACAUAAAGAAUAAAUACACAAGAAGGAAUCUAGAGUUAGUAAAAGAUUGUCUGAUGCAACAACAAAGAAAGUAAUACUAUUGGUGAUAUUAUUGCUACUAAUAAUGCCUUUAUUUAGUUCAGAUUAUUAUUUUGAUUCAUCCUCAAGUUUAGAGUAUGCAGCAUAAUAUUUUAAAGUUGUGGCUGAAAUUCCAAAUACUAAGUUGUCAGAAAUAAAUGAAACCUUGAACUUUGUAAUAAGCUAACAUGAUUAAUUUGAUACACCUGUGGGAUUCAUAAGAAAUCCAUUUACAGAGAUACCAGAUUAUGAAAGGGAAAAUUAUGAGUAUUUAAGAGAAAGUGCAAAGAGCUAUUAUUUCAAAUAUGUUGAUCCAAUAUUGGUCGGAUUAAAUUACAUUGGAGAUCCAAUUAUCUUAUUUGUGUCUGAUAAUUCAUAGAUUGAGAAAUUAAAUUCCAUAAUAAACAUUGUCAACACAUUGUUUGUCAGUUGUGUCUUACUAUUUGGAGCUUUAGCCUUUGCAAAUGAUGCAAAAAAUGUGGCAUUAGCUCCAAUAGAGAGAAUGAUUGCAAAAGUAAAUGUUAUAGCCAAGAAUCCUCAAGAAGCAAAAGAGAUGAAACUUGAAGUAGAAUAACUGCAAAGAGAGACAACUUAAAUUGAAAAUGCUAUAAUUAAGAUAGGAGCCUUGUUAGCCCUUGGAUUUGGAGAUGCAGGAUCAGCUAUCAUAGGAACUAACAUGGCAUCGUCAGGAGAUGUAGACCCUAUGUUGCCUGGCAAGAAGAAAUUGGCUAUCUAUGGAUUCUGUGACAUAAGAAACUUCACUGAUGCAACUGAAGUCUUAUAGAAAGAUGUCAUGGUGUUUGUCAAUAGUAUAGCUGAGAUUGUUCAUGCAAUGGUAAAUAGGUAUUAAGGUUCAGCCAAUAAAAAUAUAGGUGAUGCUUUUCUAUUAGUUUGGAAGAUCUCUGAUCAUUCUUGGUAUGAGGAGAAUGGGAAAAUCAAAUGGUAACGCUAUAGUUCUUAUUUCUAAGGAAAAACUAUGAUUAAAUCAAUAUGAUCGCAGAUUGCUCCUUGCUUUCCUUCAUGAAGAUAUUUGCUAAAAUUAAUAGAGAACCUAAAAUAUUGGAGUAUCGAAAUGAUGCAAGAUUGACACAAAGACUGCCUGGAUACAAAGUAAAGAUGGGAUUUGGAUUGCAUAUAGGAUGGGGGAUUGAGGGAGCUAUUGGUUCUGAGUUUAAGAUUGAUGCGUCAUAUCUCAGUCCGAAUGUCAAUAUGGCUUCUAGAUUAGAGGCUGCAACCAAAUAAUACGGAGUCUCACUUCUCAUUUCUAGUGAUCUGUAUAUACUUUUCUCUUCAGGUCUCAAAAAGUAUUAACGACAAAUUGAUAUGGUAACUGUUAAAGGAAGUGUUAGACCUAUCGGACUCUACACUAUUGAUAUUGAGGGUGACAAUCUACCUCCAAGUAAGGAAGACUAUCCUCAAGAGGAAAGGUUUUAAGUUAUGGACUAAAAGAGGCAAAUCUUUGUUAAUUAAAUUGAAGCAGGAGAAUUCAAAUCUGAAAAUCACUUGAAUAGAAACAAAGAUCUCCUAUUAAUUAUGAAAAAUUAUAAUCCUGAAUUCCAAGUAAAAUACUUCUAUAUCAAAGGCUCAAUUCAGUCAAGGAUUUUAGGGAUACUUAUUGGGAAAUUGGAAGGAAGCCUAAAUGUGGUUUGAAAGAGCCAAAUUAUUAAAACCAAAUGAUGGCCCUAUUGCAACUUUAUACUCUGUGAUGGGUGAAUGUAAUUUUAAGGCUCCAUCUGACUGGAAAGGAUACAGAGAGUUAACAGAAAAAUGA
Paramecium octaurelia is the source of this 2783-nucleotide messenger RNA. The record is from the annotation of a GenBank genome assembly. Lineage: Eukaryota; Ciliophora; Oligohymenophorea; Peniculida; Parameciidae.